Gossypium raimondii (Peruvian cotton) is the source of this 6000-nucleotide messenger RNA. RefSeq lists its product as uncharacterized. The record is from RefSeq and is a predicted model, not a curated record. Gene Ontology annotation, biological process: DNA integration. Gene Ontology annotation, molecular function: nucleic acid binding; RNA-DNA hybrid ribonuclease activity. NCBI's taxonomy places the organism in Eukaryota, Viridiplantae, Streptophyta, Magnoliopsida, Malvales, Malvaceae.
AUGAACUUCCCAACAGGUUCAGGCUCUAAUCCCGGGGAUAAUCCUAUUAAUCCUGUGGUUCCAGAUCUCGACGACGCGACAGAAAUAGAGAAGACAAGAGUAGACCUGCCUAAACAAUUAGAAGAUCGUUGUAAAUGGUUAGAAGAGAAGUUUCAAGCCAUGGAAAAUGCCGAUUACCAUCGAGGAGUAGAAGCUAAAGAUUUGAGCCUGGUACCUGAUCUGGUGCUCCCUCCUAAAUUUAAAAUGCCGGAGUUUGAAAAAUACAACGGGACCAGUUGCCCCGAAGCCCAUAUCACUAUGUUUUGUAGGAGGAUGACGGGAUACAUCAACAAUGACCCAUUGCUGAUUCAUUGCUUCCAGGACAGUUUGAUAGGGUCAGCGGCUAGAUGGUACAACCAAUUAAGUCGGGCCAACAUUCAUUCAUGGAAGGAUUUGGCGCAAGCCUUUAUGAAGCAGUAUAGACAUGUGAUGGAUAUAGCACCCGAUCGAAUUGUAUUGCAAAACAUGGAAAAGAAGCCUAAUGAGAGUUUCCGGCAAUAUGCUCAGAGAUGGAGGGAAGUGGCUGCACAAGUUCAACCACCACUGUUAGAGAAAGAGAUAACUAUGCUUUUUAUCAAUACUCUAAAGGCUCCAUUCCUCGGCCACAUGUUAGGCAGUGCCACUAAAAGCUUUUCAGACAUAGUGAUGUCUGGAGAAAUGAUAGAGAAUGCCAUAAGAUGCGGCAAGAUAGAAGGGGAGAAAGAAUCUAAUCCAAGGCCAAAUAUGGAGAGACUUCAAUUCACACCCAUCCCAGUGACGUAUAGGGAAUUGUACCAGACCUUAUUCGAUGCACAUGUGGUAUCUCCAUAUUACCUGAAACCAAUGCAACCCCCAUACCCUAAGUGGUAUGACGCAAACGCCCAAUGCGAGUAUCACGCGGGGACCAAGGGGCAUUCGAUUGAAAACUGCACUGCAUUCAAGAAGUUAGUUGAAAGACUUAUCAAUUUGGGGAUCGUAAAGAUAGGUGACUCAUCAGAACCGAAUGUAGCAGAGAAUCCGUUGCCCAACCAUGAUAAUAAAGGGGUAAAUACGAUAAUUGAGUAUGAAGGAAGGAGAGUCAAAGCCAACAUAGCAGAGAUAAAGACCCCCCUUGAAUGGGUUUGGAAACAAAUGGUGAAAGGAGGUUUCAUCAAGCAAGAAGAAGGAUCUACGGGGAAAUCCCAAAAGGCUAAUCACCCGAUGGUGAUUAUUGCAAAACCAAUGGGUAGAGAAUCUGGAAUACAAAUAGCACCAAAGGUCAUAAUCCAGAAACCUGUAUCCUUUCCCUACAAGGAUAGCAAAAACGUUCCUUGGAAUUACGACUGCAAUGUAACAAUGCCAGGAGAGGAGAGCUUGGUAAAUGCUUCAGGAGAGAAUGAAGGAUUCUAUACACGAAGUGGAAAACGCUAUGAUCCGGAAAACGCAAGAGUGGAAUCUGGAAAAGGAAAAGCCUUAGCGGUUGAAUUGGGAAAAGCAAAAGCAGACAAAAUUGAGACGCGUGUCAACCAGCCGGUAACUGAAAAUGAGGCUAAAGAAUUUCUAAAAUUCUUAAAACAUAGCGAGUACAGCGUGGUAGAACAAUUACAUAAGCAACCAGCUCGUAUCUCGAUGCUUGAAUUGCUUCUAAGUUCAGAGGUACAUCGUAAUGCGUUGAUUAAGGUGCUAAAUGAAACUUAUGUCGCUAGCGAUAUCUCAGUGAAUAAGUUGGACCGUUUGGUUAACAAUAUCAGUGCCGACAAUUUCAUUUUCUUUAAUGAUGAUGAAAUACCGCCGGGGGGAAGAGGGGCCACCAAAGCAUUCCAUAUCACUGUUCGCUGCGGGGAGUAUACGUUAGCGGGAGUGCUAAUUGAUAAUGGAUCAGCCUUGAACGUUUUACCCCUAUCUACCUUAAAUAGGCUACCGGUGGAUGGUUCCCACAUGAAAUCAUGCCAGAAUAUAGUGAGAGCAUUUGAUGGUACCGAAAGGAAGGUGAUGGGAAGAAUAGAAAUACCCCUCUUGAUUGGCCCAAAUACAUACGAAGUGGAUUUCUUAGUGAUGGAUAUCAAGCCUUCGUAUAAUUGUUUGCUGGGGAGACCAUGGAUUCAUUCAGCAGGGGCGGUGCCUUCAUCAUUGCACCAGAAGUUGAAAUUAGUGACAGAAGGCCGGUUAAUUACGAUCGACGCUGAGGAAGACAUCAUUGCAUCGGUAACCAGUGAUGCACCAUAUUUGGGAACAGAUGAGGAGGCGAUCGAAUGUUCCUUUCGAUCCUUAGAGUUCGUAAAUACGACCUCUGUUAUUGAGGGAAAGAGGAUCCCAAUGCCCAGCGUGUCUAGAACCACGAAGAUGGGAUUACAAAUGACAGUUGGGAAAGGAGCUGUGCCUGGAAGAGGACUGGGAAAAUACCUUCAAGGAAGGAUAGAGGCACCAGUGGUGAAGGACAAACAGGACCGCUUUGGUUUAGGAUUUAAACCAAAUGCUAAGCAAAGAAGGAAAGAGUUAGAGAAAAGACAAGAGAGGAGGAAGGCGCGUUUGAACAGAGAAGAAGUUGAUUGGGAACCUCUGUUCCAAGAUAUCGAUGACAUGAGUGACUCUACUAUGAACUUAGAGAACCCUUUUGAACGAGAUAUGUGUUUAGAGGAAUCUCAAGAUUUUGAAGAUAACAUAGAUUGCAACCUGUCUCCGGACUUGUUGAGGAUGGUAGAGCAGGAAGGGAAACAAAUCUUACCUCACGAAGAGACGAUAGAGACGGUGAUCCUGGAAGAAGGAAAGGUGGUGAAGAUUGGAACAUGCAUAGUUGAAGAAGUAAAACAAGACCUCAUUGGAUUGCUUCGAGAGUUCAAAGAUGUCUUCGCAUGGUCGUAUCAGGAUAUGCUUGGCUUAAAUAUAGAUAUUGUAGUUCACCAUCUUCCUAUAAAGGAGGAUUGCAAGCCCGUUCAGCAAAAACUUCGAAGAAUGAGGCCGGAUGUCGUAUUAAAAAUAAAAGAGGAAGUGCAAAAGCAAUUCGAUGCUGGAUUCCUGCAAGUAGUUAAAUACUCCGAAUGGGUAGCCAACAUCGUACCCGUCCCUAAGAAAGAUGGGAAGGUACGAAUGUGUGUAGAUUACAGAGACUUAAAUAAAGCUAGCCCAAAGGAUAAUUUUCCCUUGCCUCAUAUCGACACUCUGAUAGAUAACACGGCGGGACACUCACUAUUUUCUUUUAUGGAUGGCUUCUCGGGAUAUAAUCAAAUUAAGCUGCAUCCUGACGAUAUGAAGAAAACUACAUUCAUAACCCUAUGGGGAACUUUCUGCUAUAAAGUGAUGCCAUUUGGAUUAAAAAAUGCGGGAGCCACAUACCAAAGAGCCAUGGUGACCCUUUUCCAUGAUAUGAUGCAUACAGAAAUAGAAAUCUAUGUGGAUGACAUAAUUGCAAAAUCUAGAACAGAUGAGGAGCAUAUACAAGUCUUAAGAAAACUCUUUAUACGGUUAAGAAAGUUCCAACUAAAGCUUAACCCAGCCAAAUGUACUUUCGGAGCUAGAUCGGGAAAGUUGCUAGGAUUUGUAGUCAGUGAAAGAGGGAUUGAGAUUGACCCAGAUAAAGUCAAGGCCAUACAAGAAUUGCUUCCUCCGCGCACUCAGAAUGAAGUUCGAGGUUUCCUAGGAAGAUUGAACUAUAUUGCCAGGUUCAUUUCACAGUUAACGGAGAAAUGCGACCCCAUCUUUCGUCUCCUUAAGAAACAUAAUCCGGGAGUAUGGGAUGAGGAGUGCCAAAAAGCUUUUGACAAGAUUAAGUAUUACUUCAACGCCCCAGUGCUGAUUCCACCCUGCCCAGACAAAUCGCUCAUACUGUAUUUGGCAGUGUUUGAAAAUUCCAUGGGAUGCGUGCUGGGUCAACAUGAUGAAUCAGGACGAAAGGAAAGAGCAAUUUACUAUCUCAGUAAGAAGUUCACCGAAUGCGAAACAAGAUAUUCACCAGUCGAGAUAUUAUGCUGUGCCCUAAUCUGGACAACUCGGAGACUGAGACAGUACAUGUUGUACCAUACGACCUGGUUAAUCUCCAAAUUGGACCCUCUGAAAUACUUGAUGGAGUCAACCGCUCUGAAUGGAAGGAUGGCCCGAUGGCAAAUUCUUCUAUCUGAAUUUCACAUAGUCUAUGUGAACCAGAAGGCGGUCAAAGGGAGUGCAAUAGCGGAAUUCCUAGCAAGUAGGGCUCUGGAUGAUUAUGAGCCAUUGAACUUCGAUUUCCCAAAUGAGGAUUUGAUGUAUGUUGCAACUGUAGAGAAAGAUUUCCGAGAGGAUGGUCCUUGGAAGUUGAGUUUUGAUGGAGCUUCAAAUGCUAUAGGCAACGGAAUUGGGGCAAUACUUGUGUCUCCUAGUGGAGAUUAUUAUCCUUUCACUAGCAAAUUGGACUUUGACUGCACAAAUAACAUGGCUGAGUAUGAAGCUUGCAUUAUGGGCAUCCAGGCAGCCAUAGAGCGGAAAAUUAAGGUGCUAAAGGUAUACGGGGACUCUGCAUUAGUAAUUUACCAACUCAAAGGGGAAUGGGAAACAAGAGACCCGAAGUUGGUCCGCUACCGAAAAUUGAUUUUGGAGUUGAUUGAGGAAUUUGAUAAUGUCACCUUUAGUUACCUCCCACGAGAUGAAAACCAGAUGGCAGAUGCUUUGGCCACUUUAGCGUCCAUUUUUAAAGUGAACAAAUUAGAAGAUAUGAAGCCUAUCCAGAUCAGCAUCUAUGAGGCUCCAGCCCAUUGUUGCAACAUUGACAAUGAAGAGGAAAAGGAUGAUCACCCUUGGUACCAUGACAUAUUGCGAUAUGUGAAGAGUCGUGAGCACCCUGACCAUGCGACAGAAAAUGAUAAGAAGACAUUAAGGAGAUUGGCCAUUGACUAUGUCCUAGAUGGGGAAAUUUUGUAUAAAAAGGGAAAAGAUCAAGUAUUGUUGAGGUGUGUGGAUGCUGUCGAGGCGAAAGAAAUUUUGGAAGAAGUGCAUGAAGGUAUCUGCGGAACGCAUGCCAACGGCUUCACGAUGGCCAGACAAAUUAUGAGAUUUGGGUACUAUUGGUCCACCAUGGAAGGGGAUUGCAUUAGUUACGCCAAAAAGUGUCAUAAAUGCCAAAUUUAUGGUGACAAAAUGCAUGCACCACCUUCACCCCUUCACGUUAUGGUUUCUCCAUGGCCGUUUUCCAUGUGGGGAAUGGAUGUCAUCGGGCCAAUAUCUCCAAAGGCUUCUAAUGGGCAUCGAUUUAUCUUUGUGGUUAUUGAUUACUUCACUAAAUGGGUGGAGGCUGCUUCAUAUGCUAAUGUUACAAAGUCAGCAGUUAGUAAAUUCUUAAAAAAAGAGAUUAUAUGUCGGUAUGGGAUGCCAGAAAGGAUCAUAUCUGACAAUGCGCUGAACUUGAACAACAACUUAAUAGCGAAAGUUUGUAGUCAGUUCAAGAUCAAACACCAUAACUCAUCACUAUACCGCCCAAAAAUGAAUGGGGCCGUGGAAGCAGCAAACAAAAAUAUCAAGAAGAUUGUAGGGAAAAUGACUGAAACCUACAAGGACUGGCACGAGAAACUACCUUUCGCUCUCUUGGCGUAUCGUACCUCUGUUAGGACUUCUACUGGGGCAACACCGUUUUCUUUAGUCUACGGGAUGGAGGCAGUUUUACCCAUAGAAGUUGAAAUCCCUUCUCUCCGGGUAUUAACUGAACUAAAGUUAGAUGAGGCCGAAUGGGUUCAAUCUCGAUAUGAUCAGCUGAACUUGAUAGAAGAAAAGAGACUAAAAGCUAUUCGUCACGGUCAGAUGUAUCAAAAAUGAAUGAUGCGAGCCUAUAACAAAAAAGUUCGUCCCAGAGAAUUUCACGAGGGGGACCUAGUGUUGAAAAAGAUUCUUCCUCUACAAAAAGAUUUUAGAGGAAAAUGGAUGCCAAAUUGGGAAGGUCCUUAUGUUGUAAAGAAGGCCUUUUCUGGAGGAGCUUUGAUCUUGAGCGAGAUGGAUGGUAAAAACUUGCCAAAUCCUGUGAACUCAGAUUCAGUCAAGAAA